Messenger RNA from Lachancea nothofagi CBS 11611, 765 nucleotides. Lineage: Eukaryota; Fungi; Ascomycota; Saccharomycetes; Saccharomycetales; Saccharomycetaceae. The record is from the annotation of a GenBank genome assembly.
AUGGCUUCUGAAGGCUUGGCGAGUAGCUCUGCGCAAGAAUGGACUGUGGUUGUGCGAUUUGCGGUAGAACAGAUGGAAGAUCUGCCAUUGAACGUGAGCAAUGUUGAUUUGGAUUUAGUUACGGUUCCAUGGCUCAGGCGCAUGUGCAGACAGCUACGAGGCAAUUACACCAAUAAUAGACGGCUUCGGUUUAUCAGAAAUGGUCGUUUUCUGACAGUGAAUUCAGAUCUGCAGCUAAAGCGGUAUUUCGAAGAGAAUCGUGAUGAACCGGUAUUCUACGUGCAGUGCAUUGUGGGACAAGAACUGAGCGCCCAGGAGGCGGCAAAUGAAGAUUCGCUGGACGAAGCGCAGCCUAAUUCCGAGGGCACCACGACGCAGGCUAUCGGCUUUGACCGGUUGCGGUCUGUGGGGUUCAGCGACGAGGAAAUCGAGCUUCUGCGACAACGGUUUCAGAGCACAUACGGGGAUUUAGAAGACCUGACGCGAGCCACAGGUGACUCCCAGGAUAUCCGGCAGCUCGAGGAACAAUGGAUGGAAACGGGCGCUAAUGACGACACGACGCAAAUGGGCGCUGUCGGGAUUGCCAACUAUAAGCACAAUACCGACUUGUUGAUAGGACUGACUGUCGGAUUUGUACUGGGAGUAUUCUGCUUCUUGCUGAUGGCUCAGGAAGGUCUGUUUAACAAACGCCAAAGGAUGGCAAUUGUGGGCGGAUUGAUGAUAAACGUUUGUUUCGGCCUCACAAUGGGCUUUGCUAGGGGUUGA